UUAAUUUCUUUUCGACUGAAAACAGAAAGACAUAAAUCUUGAAUGACAAUGAUCAGGAUUUUUUAUGAAAGUGGAGUAAUCCUUUAGGAUGGUGACACUUUGUAAUGUGGGUUCAUGCUAUAAUGCACUUCCUGGUUUCCUUUUUCCACAAGGCUGUUUCAGCCACACCAUUUGAGAGCUGUCAUUAUCAUUACAGAGAAGAUUAACCCCUUACAGGAGAGUGUCCGGGGCAGAAAGGCCGUAAUUAGUGGGUAGGUGUGGGUACUCAUGGCGUCGGCAGACCACCAAGGAAACAAGGACCCCACAGACAUCUCCAGAACAGAUGGAGCAGCUCAGCCCACCGCUACGUCUUGCCCCGUCCACAGCCAUACGGCCGAGGAACCGAAGAGGAACUUGAGGAAGGGUCUGGUGAGACAUCGAGACUACGUUAAAAUUUCUGUGCCAGAAGGAAAAGGCAACAGGUUGCCUUCAGAAUGGUGGAAGACCAUCAUCGCUUUGGUUUACGCCGUUUUAAAUCUGGUCCUGACCACGGUUAUGAUCACGGUGGUUCACGAGAGAGUGCCUCCCAAGGAGAACAGUCCACCUUUGCCCGAUAAGUUCUUUGACUAUGUUGACCGUGUUCAGUGGGCAUUUACAGUGACGGAGGUCAAUGGGAUGGUGCUGGUGUCCAUAUGGUCCAUUCAGUGGCUCUUUCACAGACACAAGGCUAUUGUGGGAAGACGAUAUUUAUUUAUUCUUGGCACAUUGUACAUGUACAGAUGUGUAACCAUGUACAUCACCACUCUACCCGUGCCUGGGAUGCACAUGGUCUGUGCGCCAAAGCUUUACGGUGAUUCAGAAGCAAAGAUGCAGCGCGUUCUUCAGUUACUCUCUGGUGGCGGUUUAUCGAUCACAGGCUCUCAUCUGCUGUGUGGAGAUUUCCUCUACAGCGGCCACACUGUCAUUCUCACUCUCACGUAUCUCUUCAUCAAAGAGUAUUCUCCUCGUUCAUUCUGGUGGUAUCACCUGCUGUGUUGGUUAAUGGCUGCUGUGGGUGUUGUGUGUAUCCUGGUGGCUCAUGAACAUUACAGUGUGGAUGUGGUGGUGGCCUAUUAUAUCACCACCCGACUCUUCUACUGGUAUCACACUAUGGCAAAUUUGCAGACUUUAAAAUGUUCUCCGAACAACUAUCUCACUCACACCUGGUGGAACCCUGUGUUUAAGUUUUUCGAGAGGAACGUCCUGACUCAAGUGCCCUGCUCUUUCUGUUGGCCAGUGACAUGGCCACCCGCUUGCCUGAAGAACCCCUGUAAGAAAUACUCCAUGGUGCAGAGUGGCCGAGAAGAGUGACUGGAUUUGGCAUCCCGAAUGCAUAACAAUGUUUUGUAAUUCGCUUGUGGCUAUCUAAAUAUUUACAUGGUACCAAAGACCAAAGGCUGCUGGUGAGGUUACUGUAUCCAUAUGGACAAAUGAGUCAAACUGUUGUGUUUUAUAUAGCAAACCGAAUAGUAUUUGACAUGGUUUCAUGUUUUAUUAUUUAUUUGCAGUCAAUUUGGCCACUUACAAAAAACACAUGAAUCAUAAUAUUUAAAUGGCCUACAGGAAAUGUUAUGGUUAUGAAAUUAUAGAUUCCCAGAAAUGCUCUCCCUCUCUGUCGCUCUCUUUCUCUGUCUCUCAAACACAAUCUCUCUCUUUCUGUCUGUCCCUCUUAUGAAAACUCCAAAAAUGUAUGCAUGCUUUUCUUUAGUUGUCAUAUUGUCUCCUUAUUUAAUUGUAAUUUAAUUUUUUGCCAUUACUGGAGUUGUUAAAAAUGUUUAAUUAAUUUAUUCCAAUACUUUACUAUAUUAUAAAUGCAUGUUGUUUCUUUUUAGUGGUUCUACUCUUUUUACUUUUUUAAAGGAUAUUUUAGGAAAAGAACA
Misgurnus anguillicaudatus (oriental weatherfish) is the source of this 1898-nucleotide messenger RNA. It is a transcript of the gene sgms2a, whose product is annotated as sphingomyelin synthase 2a. Gene Ontology annotation, biological process: sphingomyelin biosynthetic process; ceramide biosynthetic process. Gene Ontology annotation, cellular component: Golgi membrane; endoplasmic reticulum membrane; plasma membrane. Lineage: Eukaryota; Metazoa; Chordata; Actinopteri; Cypriniformes; Cobitidae. The record is from RefSeq and is a predicted model, not a curated record. Gene Ontology annotation, molecular function: ceramide cholinephosphotransferase activity; sphingomyelin synthase activity.